Messenger RNA from Gossypium arboreum, 1872 nucleotides. RefSeq names its product leucine-rich repeat extensin-like protein 4. The record is from RefSeq and is a predicted model, not a curated record. The coding region runs from base 286 to 1533 and encodes 415 amino acids. Lineage: Eukaryota; Viridiplantae; Streptophyta; Magnoliopsida; Malvales; Malvaceae. Gene Ontology annotation, molecular function: protein binding. The transcript has a single exon.
GCUUGAGCAAUACAAUUAUCACAAACUUCAAUCAAAUCCCAAACGUUUACUGACCAGAUUCAUCAAAAGAAUAGAAAAAGAAAAAGCUCAGUUAUCAAGUCAACAUUUUCACACCCAAGAGUUACUCGUACAAAAGUCUUCAAAGCUUUAAAAGAAGAACUCAAAUCACUCAACCCCCCAUUCUGUCCUUUCAUCAAUGCCAGCAACAGCAGCCUAAUUUUGUACAACCUUAAGAGCAAACUAACUAAUCACUUCAACCAUUUUGGUGUCUUCAAACAAAGCAAAAUGGGGUUUUGUUUUUGGUUCUUCCUGGUUUUUAUACUUUGGCAAAUGAUGAAUGUUCCAACACAAGUAGCCAUUGCUGUUGGUGGUGGUGUUGGCAUCAAUAUUGGCAAUGGUGGCGGCGGCGGCGGUGUUUGGUUUGGUGGAGGAAUCAACAUCAACAACAACCCAACACCAUCUGGUCCUUCAGUGUCAAAGCUCAACAAUGCUUACACUGCUCUUCAAGCAUGGAAAUCAGCCAUCACUGAUGACCCUUUGGGGGUUUUAAAGACUUGGAAUGGCUCAGAUGUGUGCUCUUACAAAGGGGUCUUUUGUUCAGUAGAUUCAUCAAAUGAACCAUUUGUGGUAGCCAUAGAUCUCAACCAUGGUAACCUUCAAGGUACUUUAGUAAAAGAACUCUCUUUUCUUACAGAUAUCACAAUCUUUCACCUUAACAGCAACCGGUUUUCAGGGACAGUCCCUGAUACUUUCAAUGACCUUACUUCACUUCAAGAGUUGGAUCUUAGUGGCAAUUAUUUCUCUGGUUCUUUUCCUAUGGUUACUUUAUACAUACCAAAUCUUGUUUAUUUGGACCUUAGGUUCAAUAAUUUCUCGGGUACCAUUCCUGAAGAUUUGUUCUACAGAAGACUUGAUGCUAUCUUCCUCAAUAACAACCAAUUUGAAGGUGAACUCCCUUCAAACUUUGGGAAUUCACCAGCUUCUGUUAUUAACUUAGCUAACAACAAAUUCAAUGGGAACAUACCAGCUAGUUUUGGUUUCAUGCGUUCUAAAUUGAAAGAGAUUUUACUUUUGAACAACCAGUUAACAGGUUGUAUCCCACAAGGUGUUGGGUUGUUUUCAGAGAUGCAAGUCUUUGAUGUGAGCCAUAAUUCAUUGAUGGGUCAUUUGCCUGAUACUAUGUCUUGUAUGAGUGACAUUGAGGUCCUUAAUUUAGCACACAAUGAGUUAUCUGGUGUGUUGCCCGACAUUGUUUGUUCAUUAAGGAGCCUUAUGAACUUGACUGUUGCAUAUAAUUUCUUCUCUGGGUUUGGCCAAGAAUGUUCCAAGUCUUUUUAUAGGGAUGUGGGGUUUGAUUUCUCAUUGAAUUGUAUACCCGGGAGAGAUAUGCAGAGACCCCAGCCUCAGUGCAAUGUUAUCCCUGGAAGUGGGCUGAGUUGCUUGAGAAUCCCUUCUCCUCAGCCUCUAGUUUGUGGAGCAUUGUUUGAGAACUUGAACCCUAAUGUAACCCCCUCAUCGUCACCAUCUCCAUGAUCUCACCAUACAUGAAUUAACUGGUAUUGGUGCCUGUCAUUCAUUAAUAGCUCAUGUCCAGGGUUCAAAUUCACUUGCUUAAUGGGCCAAUAAUCUGGUUUAGUAACGUAAGGGCUAACCAGAUAGUGGAUGCCUUGACCUUCUGAGGAAGUCCAUGUUAUUUAAACUUCGAAAUGAAUCAAUGCUGAAAGCUAGCUAGCUUUUGAACUAUGUUAUGUUUGCUCAAUUCAUCUGGUUUUUUAAGUUUGAGCAAGAUCUGAUAAAGAUCAUCUUAUGAAAUGUAAGAUUUGUCUACCCAGUUCUAUGAAAGAAAUUUGGUGUGUAAGCCUUUUUGAUAAA